CCCCCUCGCCCCCAGGUGCUGGGACAAAAUGGUGCCUACCAUUUUGAUCAGUGCUCUCCUGAUUCAUCUCACUGGCGCAGUGGCUUCAGAACCGCGGUACAUCCUGUGGGUUCCUUCUGUGCUACAACGCUUUUCCCCAGAAAAAGCCUGUCUUCACCUUCUGAACCUCAGAGAGUCUGUGUCCCUGAGGGUCACCCUAGAAUACGAUGGAUCCAAUACCGCUAUUUUUGACCAGUCUGUGGAACCGGGCAACUUCUACGCUUGCGCAGAUUUCAAAGUGUCUCUGAUGUCCUCAGAGCAGUUGGCCUUCAUUACACUCUUUGCUGAGGGAAACACUCUUAAAAUCUCUGAGAGGAGGACUGUGGCAAUCGCUGCUGAGGAGAACGCAACGUUUGUGCAGACAGACACGCCUGUCCACAAACCUGGAGACACAGUUCACUUCCGCAUUGUGACACUGAACACCUGGCUCAAACCUGUUGAUGAAUUGUACCCUUUGAUCACCCUCCAGGAUCCCAAAAACAACGUGAUUUUUCAAUGGAAAAAUGUGACCACUUUCAGAAACAUCACCCAGCUCUCAUUCCAACUGACACCAGAACCAAUGUUUGGGGAUUACACAAUUGUCAUCAAAAAGCAAUCAGGAAUGACAGUAGUGCAUCAAUUCACCGUUAAUCAAGAUGUGUUGCCCAAAUUUGAAGUUGAAGUCAGUGCACCAGAGACAAUAACUAUUACGGACAAUCAAUUUCAAGUGGUUACAUGUGCAAAGCACACCUACGGCCAGUCCGUGCAGGGGAAAGCCCAGAUCCAAGUGUGCCGAGAAUUCGCCUCCUCUGGGUAUUGUGAGAACGAUAAUAACGAAAUAUGUGAGCAGUUCACUGCGCAGCUGAAAGAUGGCUGCAUUUCUCAAAUGGUCAAUACGAAAGUCUUCCAACUCUACCGCUCUGGGCUUUUCAUGACAUUUAACGUUAAUGCAGUGGUUACAGAAUUUGGAACAGGCGUGCAGAUCAGUAAAACACACCAUGUUUUUAUCACUUCAGUGCUUGGCACCGUGAGCUUCGAGAACAUGGACUCGUUCUACAGGAGAGGGAUCCCUUAUUUGGGAACUCUGAGAUUUUCUGGUCCCAAUAACGCACCAAUGGUGAGCAAGCUUUUGCAACUGGAGCUGAACGGCAAGCCUCUGGGAAAUUACACAACCGACCAGAACGGGGAAGCUCACUUUUCCAUUAACACUUCAGAGAUAUUUGAUCCACAGAUCAGCUUGAAAGCCGUAUAUGUCCAACCUAGAAGCUGUCAUCGUUCCAGCUGGCUGGCCCCUGAGUAUUUGGAUGCCUACUUCUCAGUCUCACGCUUUUACUCCAACACCAGCAGCUUCCUAAAGAUUGUUUCGGAGCCAAAGCAGCUUCCAUGUAAUCAAGAGAAGAUGAUUUCAGUACUUUACUCCCUAAACCCUGAGGCCUACAAGGAUGGCUCAGAUGUGAACUUCUUCUAUUUGGUGACAGUGAGAGGAAGCAUCUUCCUCAGCGGACAGAAGGAAGUCAGGAUCCAAGCCUGGAAUGCAAACUUCUCUUUCCCAAUCAACACCAGCGCUGACCUGGCACCAGUAGCCUUCCUGUUUGUCUACACCAUCCACCCCAGUGGGGAAAUCAUUGCCGACAAUGUCAAACUCGAGAUUGACAAGUGCUUUAAAAACAAGGUUAGCAUAAGGUUCUCAAAGGGGCAGGGCCAACCUGGCUCUACCACCAGUCUUCAGCUUCAGGCAGCCCCUGAUUCCUUCUGUGCCCUGCGAGCAGUGGACAAAAGUGUCCUUCUACUGAACCGUGAACAAGAACUGUCACCUGAAAGUGUAUACAACCUGAUCCCAAAUAUCCACCAAUAUGGCUAUUACUACCAUGGUCUCAACUUGGAAGACGAUAGAGUAGACCCAUGCAUUCCUCAGGACGUUUUGUUCUACAAUGGACUGUAUUAUACGCCUGCAAGCAAUGUUUGGGAUGGAGACAUCUUUAAUCUUCUCAGGGACAUGAGUCUGAAAAUCUUUACUAAUCUCAAUUACCGGAAACCAGAAGUGUGUGCAUCCCAGGAAAACCUGCCUUUGCUGAGGCCAUUCGAUCACCCAAAUGAACGGGUGCUGAUGUACGGUGGUGGCGCUCCAUCUGCUUCUGGCUUUCAUGAUGCCAUAGACAGCAUCAGCCAUGCAAAACAGGCCACCAAAGAGAAAUUCAGGUCAUACUUCCCCAAGUCAUGGAUAUGGGACUUCAUCAGUGUUGAUUCCUCAGGCUCAGCAAAUGUCUCGUUCCUUGUCCCGGAUUCUAUAACCCAAUGGGAGGCCAGCGCCUUCUGUGUGAAUGGGGAUGCUGGGUUUGGCCUUUCACCCAAAGCAUCUCUGCAGACCUCCCAACCUUUCUUCAUCGAUUUUUCCUUACCCUUUUCUGUUGUUCGAAAUGAGCAAAGUGAUCUCGUUGUCACUGUCUUCAGCUACUUGCCUACAUGUGUAGAGAUUUCGGUUCAGUUAGAAGCAUCUGAGAAUUAUGAAGCAAGCAUCAACAGCCCAAAGAACAACAACAGCGAUGUCCUACAAGCUGGAGAACAGAAAACAUAUGUCUGGAUCAUUACACCAAAGACACCAGGUAAAGUGAAUUUUACUGUAGUGGCUACAUCCAAACAGAGUAGUGCCUGCCCAAAUGAUAUCAGUAAGGAACAAGACGUCAACUGGAAAGACACUGUGGUCAAAAGCUUACUGGUAGAGCCUGAAGGUAUUAAGAAAGAAACAACCCAGAGUCUCCUUAUUUGCACAAAAGGUGCCAAAGCCUCAAAGCAAAUACUCCUGGAACUGCCAAGCACUGUAGUGGAAGGGUCAGCCAGAUCCUUUGUCACCGUUGUGGGAGACAUUCUCGGGGUCGCAAUGCAAAAUCUGGACAGCCUUCUCCAGACGCCCUAUGGGUGUGCCGAGCAAAACAUUGCCCAGCUAGCGUCUGACAUUUACAUACUGGACUACCUGAGAGCUACGGAGCAGCUGACAGAAGAGGCCAAAUCCAAGGCUCUGCUUCUCUUGUCUAAUGGUUACCAGAAGCACUUGUCUUUCAAAAACUAUGAUGGGUCAUAUGACGUGUUCUGCCAGAACAACCAGAAAGGAAGCAUAUGGCUCAGUGCCCUCACUUUCAAGACACUUGAGAAGAUGAAGGAAUAUAUUUUCAUUGAGGAAACAGUUCUCAAACAGACCUUAAUCUGGCUCUCAAGCAAACAGAGAACGAAUGGGUGCUUUGGAAGAGACGACAAGCUUGGCGACAGUGAUUGGGAGGGCAGCGAUGAGGAGGCGGAGGUUGUGCUUACUGCUUACGUUGUUGGGACGUUCCUUGAAGUCGGACUCAAUUCCAGUUUUCCUCCCCUCCGCAACGGUCUCUAUUGCCUGGAGGAGGCAUUUUCAAAUGGUGUCACCAAGGGCUACACUCAUGCUAUUCUGGCUUACUCGUUGGCCUUAGCUGGAAAAGAGGAGCAAGUGAAAUCCUUACUCCUAACCCUGGAUCAAGCUGCUACCAAAAAAAAUAAUAUGAUAUAUUGGGAGAAAGACGAGAAACCCCAAACAGAAAACUCUCCGCCCUUCAUUCCUUCGGCACUCUCUGGGGAAGCGGAGAAGACAUGCUAUGUGCUGCUGGCUGUCAUUUCCCAGGCCACCCAGGACCUCGAUUAUGCCAGCAAGAUUGUGCAGUGGCUUGCCCAGCAGAUGAACUCCCACGGAGGCUUCUCUACCACGCAGGACACCACAGUGUGCCUUCUCGCCCUAACCCGAUACAUGAAGUUAACCGGAUAUAACCCUCAAAACACCGUCACCGUGAGCACUGAAGAAUCUGAGGAUGUUUUCCAUGUUGACAAUGAUAACCGCCUUCUGGUGCAGCAUUCAAAGUUAUCCAAAGGGCACGGACAAUAUACAGUAGACGUUGAAGGAGAAGGCUGCACGUUUAUCCAGGCAACCCUCAGGUACAAUGUGCCGCUUCCUAAGAAGGCAUCGGGAUUUUCCCUUUCCCUGAAGAUGGGAAAGAGCAACUCUUCAGAUGGAUUCCAGACUAAGUUUGACCUCACUGUGACCCUCGCGUACACUGGAGCUCACGAAAGCUCGGAUAUGGUCCUUGUGGAUGUAAAGAUGCUCUCUGGGUUCACGCCUGUGCCCUCAUCGAUCGAGGAGGUAAAUAAGAGUAGCCCUGUUCCCCUGGCACAAAGAAAAGGAGAGUGCUUAAAAAAAACACUGAGGUACAAAGGGACAUUCCCUAAUGCAGAAGGCAUAGCGCUCAUUCUUAGAGGGGGCCUCGCAGGUGUUGAAAUGUGUGAUCCUCAACACUUCUUGUCAAUCCCUUCAAAGCUUAAACGCACUGGCCAAGUGAUGAAGACAGACAUAAAGAAUGGCCAUGCUCUUUUCUACUUGAAAAAUGUUUCCCGGACAGAAACCAGCUUCACCUUCUUCGUUGAACAAACCAACCUUGUGUCCAACAGCCAGCCAGCCCCCGUCAUGGUCUAUAGUUAUGAAAGAGUGAUCAUCCUUACGCAGAUCUAUACGGAAAGGAGCAAGCUGGACCAAGAGCGUCUCAGUCAGAGUUUCUAUUACUGCCACGACCAAAAAAGCAAGUAG
Acomys russatus (golden spiny mouse) is the source of this 4615-nucleotide messenger RNA. Its product is annotated as ovostatin homolog. Gene Ontology annotation, cellular component: extracellular region. The transcript is spliced from 35 exons. Gene Ontology annotation, molecular function: endopeptidase inhibitor activity. The coding region runs from base 29 to 4615 and encodes 1528 amino acids. Lineage: Eukaryota; Metazoa; Chordata; Mammalia; Rodentia; Muridae. The record is from RefSeq and is a predicted model, not a curated record.